AUGUCCACCCCCCGCCCCCGCCACCCAGACUUCAAAACCGUCGAAUCCUCCCGCCCUCCCCCCUCCCCCUCCUUCAAAUACACACAAACCCCCUCCCCAUCAUGGACAUUCGGCUCCGGCGCCAACACACCCUCCUCACACACCCACAUCCGCAUCGACCCCUACGCACCGAACCGCUCCUCCCUCCUAAACUACAAACUCCUCAUAUCCAGCAUCGUCCCCCGCCCGAUCGCCUUCCUGUCCACGCUCUCGCCAGACGGGAAGCCGAACCUCGCGCCCUUCAGCUACUUCAACAUGGUGCACCACGACCCGCCCAUCUUCGUGGUCGGCUUCUCCAGCCCCGUCGCACGCGCAAAAGACUCGCUGAGGAAUAUCCUCGCUACGAGGGAGUGCGUCAUCAACAUUAUUUCAGAGUCGUUCGUCGAGGCCGCCAACUCGACGAGCGUGGAUGCCCCGUACGGGAUAUCGGAGUGGGAUGUCGCGGGGCUGACGGGGCUGGACUGCGAGGUCGUCAAGUGUAAGAGGGUGGGGGAGGCGGUGGUGAGUGUGGAGGCGAGGCUGGAUAUGGUGAAGGAGUGGGAGAGUAGGACGUCGGGGGACAAGACGGGCACGAUGGUGGUGCUUGAGGGGCUGAGGUUUUGGGUGAGAGAGGAUGCUGUUAAUGAGGAGGGAAGUCUUGUUGAUCCUGCGGUGCUGAGACCGAUUGGGAGGAUGGGAGGGAUUACGUAUAGUAGGGUGAAUGAGGCUUUUGAGCUGCCGAGACCGAAAUUUGAAGAGGACGUUGGUGGGGAGGAGGGACUGGAAAAGAUUAAGAAUUGA
Messenger RNA from Pochonia chlamydosporia 170, 819 nucleotides. Its product is annotated as nitrilotriacetate monooxygenase component B. NCBI's taxonomy places the organism in Eukaryota, Fungi, Ascomycota, Sordariomycetes, Hypocreales, Clavicipitaceae. The transcript is spliced from 2 exons. The coding region runs from base 1 to 819 and encodes 272 amino acids. The record is from RefSeq and is a predicted model, not a curated record. Gene Ontology annotation, molecular function: FMN binding.